UGCACUGUUGUUCCUGUUUUUCGUGUUUUCACAUGCAAAUAGUACAAAAAUAUUUAAUAAGCUACAACUAUGUACUGUAGCAUUCAACUUCAGUUAAUACUAUAACAGUGAAUAAUGAUAUUAAGGCUGUGCCAGCACAGUUUUCAUAUAUACGACUUGCUUCUAUUCAGCGGCGCGCUAACCAUCCUCGUCUACAUUCUACUGCCUCAUCGAUUCGCCCUGCGCUAUGACUACAUCGAUAAGGAGCACAUUGAGGAGGCGCUUCUUUCGGCAACCGUUUCGAAUAUCUCAUCGCAGCAGGCAAUCGAUUGCAGCUACAAGGAGGUGCUAGCUGAUAGCACUUUUGUCUACGAUGCAGCGCAUCGUGCGGCUAUUCUGCGCGGGCAGGAAAUACGGCUUGGCGGCGAAUAUCAGCCGGAUGAAUGCCGUGCACGAUUCAGUACCGCCAUUAUUGUACCGUAUCGGGAUCGGCAGGAGCAGCUGGUCGCAUUUCUCAACUAUAUGCACAACUAUCUGCGCCUGCAGCAAAUCCAUUAUCGAAUUUUUGUGGUGGAGCAAAGCGACCGGAAACCGUUUAAUCGGGCCAUGCUCUUCAACAUAGGCGCCAAAGUGGCAGAAAGCUAUGGUUAUCCUUGCUUAAUACUGCACGACGUGGACCUAAUGCCAUUGAAUUCCGGUCAGAUUUACGCAUGCACAGUUCAGCCGAGGCACAUGAGCUCCGCGCUGGACAGCUGGCGUUUUCAUCUGCCAUAUCGCACACUAUUUGGUGGCGUUGUGGCGAUUAGUACCUCCCAAUUUACAAUGAUAAAUGGCAUGUCGAAUCUGUACCAUGGUUGGGGCGGCGAGGACGACGAUCUGUACGAGCGCCUCAAAGUCGUGAGCAUCGAGAUCUGCCGCUUUGAUCCGGCGUACAGUGAGUACACAAUGCUAAAGCACAAACACGCGAUACCAAAUGAAAAUCGAAUGGCAUUGCUGCGAUCCGCUUCACUGCGUAUGCACACCGAUGGCCUCAACUCGCUUGUCUACAAGGAGGUGGAACGCAGAUUGCAUAGUCUCUUCACGCACAUCCUGGUCGAGACCUAGACUGUUCUCGUCUUCAGCUUUGC
This is a messenger RNA of Drosophila novamexicana, 1106 nucleotides long. Its product is annotated as beta-1,4-galactosyltransferase 2. Bases 115 to 1083 code for a protein of 322 amino acids. NCBI's taxonomy places the organism in Eukaryota, Metazoa, Arthropoda, Insecta, Diptera, Drosophilidae. Gene Ontology annotation, molecular function: N-acetyl-beta-glucosaminyl-derivative 4-beta-N-acetylgalactosaminyltransferase activity. The record is from RefSeq and is a predicted model, not a curated record. The transcript has a single exon. Gene Ontology annotation, biological process: carbohydrate metabolic process; glycosphingolipid biosynthetic process.